Messenger RNA from Physcomitrium patens, 854 nucleotides. NCBI's taxonomy places the organism in Eukaryota, Viridiplantae, Streptophyta, Bryopsida, Funariales, Funariaceae. The record is from RefSeq and is a predicted model, not a curated record.
GAUUGCAUUAUGCAUGUUAUCGAGGGCGCCGAAUUACUGGCUUUGCAAUGAGGAAAAAGAACCUGGAAAGAUUAGUUCCCGAACGAGAGAGACAGAGAGCUGUAGGACUUCUGAAAAACUAUAGGAAAGCAGGGCUUGGACUUGGCCAUGGGAGAGAAGUCCAACACCAUCAGCAAUCCGCACCGCCACGAGUCCACCUUGAUGUUGUCGAAACCUGUAGAUGCUUGUUCGAAUUCUGGGUUACGCAGUACGACGGUGAAGGGUGGUGGCGUGGUGGCUCUAUGGAAGCUGCUUCUUUGCAAGUAGACACCUGGGGCAUCUUGCAUUGGAUUGAGAUGAUUGGACGCGGCCCUCAGCCCACUUUUUUGAAAUCACGUGGAAUUCUACACUAUAGUCAGGCCUACGUGGCGAGAGCUCUGGUCCUGCUGGGUUUUGCUGAGCUGGAGACUGGUGGGGCCCUGGUAACACCAUUCCCCAUGCUUUGAACGCCGAAAUCUUACUGUCAGUAAGGGGAAGUGCAGGAUGAUGUGUGAUGCUUUCCGAGCAGGAAGUUCAAUGAACUAGCCACUGGAGUCAGCCCAGGUUAGUGCCCCAAAACUCUACUUUAGUGCAUUCAUAUAACGUGGGGGUGUCGCCAUGUGGGACGUUCCUGAAUAAUCCAUCUUAUUCUAGGAGUAGAAAGAUAAUCUUUUACUCCGUUGUUUGGUGAGCAAUUACUACCGCCUCCUCCUUCGUGAAGACAGGGCUGUUUUUGGCUUUGCCUUGCUACCACAACAAUGGGGUUGUUUUUUUGUUUUACUUUUAUUUUUCUGAAUAAAUUUAUUUUAAAUAAUGGUGUAGAAUGCAAAGUUAAA